CGUGCUGUGGCGGCUGCGGGCGGCGGAGCGCGGAGGAGGAUGAGCUGUGCGGGCGGGCGCCGCCGGGCGCGAGUGUCCCGUGUCGUCUCUUUCAGCGCGACUCACCGGCUGCACAGCAAAUCCCUGAGUAAUGAAGAAAAUUUGAAACUGUUUGGAAAAUGCAACAAUCCAAAUGGCCAUGGGCACAAUUAUAAAGUUGUGGUGACAGUACAUGGAGAGAUUGAUCCUGUCACUGGGAUGGUAAUGAAUUUGACUGACCUCAAAGAGUAUAUGGAGAAGGCAAUUAUGAAGCCUCUUGAUCAUAAGAAUCUGGAUCUGGAUGUGCCACACUUUGCAGACGUUGUAAGCACGACAGAAAAUGUAGCUGUGUAUAUCUGGGAAAAUCUCCAGAAAUUUCUUCCUGUGGGAGUUCUUUAUAAAGUUAAAGUAUAUGAAACUGACAACAAUAUUGUAGUCUAUAAAGGAGAAUAGUUCCUAGGGGUUAAUAUUAUGGAAAGACUUAAUUUCUUUUCAAAUUUGAAAAAGAUCUUUAUUCCCUUGGACAAUUAAGAAGUCUUCCCAAAAUUGUCACACAUCUACAUUGUCUUCUGGAGAGCCUGAUUUAUUGGAGUAAGCCCUAUUUUAAACUCAAAUCUGUUUUAAAACCAAAUUUAUAAUGUAAUCCUGAGUAUCAUUUAGAAAGCCUUUUAUCUGUAGAUUAAAAAUCUCUUCAUUUUCAGCAGAAUGACUUGGUAUGGCAUUAUUUGAAAGCAAAACAAGUCUUUUUUGUUGGUUGUUUCAUUGUCAUUUUUUAGUAUUCAUUUUUUUCUUGGUAUAAUUAAAAAAGCAAACCUGUUUAUAAUAUUUUGCAGUAGAUGGAUCUUAUAAAAAAUAAAAUGAUCGGGCCUCCCCGGUGGCGCAGUGGUUGAGCUUUGGGUUGCCAGGCUGCCAGUGGCCUCUGCAGCGCAGCGCUGGUUCGAUCCCCAGCCACCAGAGGAGGGUCCCAUGUGGUGCGCAGAACUCUCCUGCCACCCACUGCUCCCCUCAGCAGUGUACUUCGGUCCUUCUGCCUGUUCUGCUCCCUGCUCUGGCUCUGGUGAAUUCUCUCACCCUCCCCCGCUUCUUGACUGUACCCAGUGCUUGUAUAAAUAAAUUAAUAAAUCUUUAAAAAAAAAAUAAAAUGAUCACAAGGUUUGGUAACAUAGACAACAUGUAUUUCUUUAUAGACUGAGUGUCUUUGAUUACUUCUCAGGUAUGCUAAAGGCAAAAGUUUAUUUAGUGAAAACUAGACACGCAAAUCAUCUGAGACACACAGAUCACCCAUUGUAGAUGGAUGUACAAGGACCAGUGGAAAUGCUGCCUUAGUGCACAUUGUUCAUGGAAGCUUGGCACAGCUUAUUGGACUAUAUAUCGCUAGUGAGGAACAAUAUGGAAUAUCAGUAAACUACUUAUCAUGUAUUUGUCUCUGUCUCUAGACCUUAUGUCCCCCUGAACAAUUUUAAUUCAGAAAACUGAAGAAUAGUCACAUAUAUUAAAGCCUGUUAAAAUAGUCAGCAGAAAAGGGUAUAUUACCUGGUAAAGCAUCUCUAGUACAGUGUUUCCUAAUUGAUACCCUUUUGUUCUGAUCAUUAAACUUACCUCCUUAUGUUCAACUCUAUUCUUGACAUUCAACUCAGGUAGCAACUUGUUUACAAUGAAUUCUCAGAAUGGCGCCCCCUGAAAAUCGUGGAAGGACUUGCACAGUGAUUACUAUUCUGGAAAAAUUUUAAGGAAGUGUACUUUUAUUUUGAAGAGUUAGUCACUACAGGAAUUUUAUUAUAAUU
Molecule: messenger RNA, 1802 nt
Organism: Talpa occidentalis (Iberian mole)
Lineage: Eukaryota; Metazoa; Chordata; Mammalia; Eulipotyphla; Talpidae
Gene: PTS
Product: 6-pyruvoyltetrahydropterin synthase
Exons: 6
Coding region: 40-471 (143 amino acids)
Biological process (GO): tetrahydrobiopterin biosynthetic process
Cellular component (GO): mitochondrion
Molecular function (GO): 6-pyruvoyltetrahydropterin synthase activity
Source: RefSeq, a predicted model, not a curated record